AUGGACGAGGGUCCGCCACCACCGCCGCCGCCUCAUGGCGAAAAUCCCCAUACUACUGAAGGCGAAUACCGCAAAUCCUCAGACCUCCCAGAUGGCAACUACGACAUCUUUAUCAUCCCACCUCACUCCGCUGGCUCGGGCUUUCUCUAUCUUCCGUCGCUGCAGUGCAACCGAAACAGUUUCCUAGCGGGCGUCGCAAGCACACUUCUCGCAUGUUUCGUUUGGUCAUACAUCUCCCCAAUUGUGAAGGCAUGGUAUCUAGCCACGGUCGCUAGUGGCAAUGGUACGGGUAUGGCGGUAAUUGCGGUUGGGGUGGGUGUCGCUGGAUGGCUUUUUGGCUCCGCUCAGUCCAGCAGCUCGGGAAACGAUAAAGGCAAUGGCGGUGCUCGAGGUGGCCGGUUCGGGUUUGGUGGCUUCGGUGGCGGCUCUGGGGGCCCUGGAGGCCCUAGGAACGCCGGUCCAAACACCAACCAACAGUCGUCCGGUGCUAACUAUGGUGGUAACGGGGCGGGUCAGCAAAGACGACAGGGAGAAAACUUUGGUGGAGGACAAAACUACGGCAAUCAAUAUUCCGGUAAUCAACAUGGCUCUGGUCCUCCUCCAAACUCUGAUAAUAACAAACGUGAAAAGGAGGAGGCUGAAAGACGCGCUAAAGAAGAGCGGGCCAAGGAGGAGCGGGCUAAGGAGGAGCGGGCUAAGGAGGAGCGGGCUAAGGCGGAGCGUGCCAGGGAGGAGCGGGCGAGGGAAGAGCGCGCUAGGGAAGAGCGCGCUAAGGCGGAGCGUGCUAAGGCGGAACGCGCUAGGGAGGAGCGUGCUAGGGAGGAGCGUGCUAAGGCAGAGCGAGCUAAGGAAGAGCGUGCUAGAGAAGAGCGGGCUAAAGAGGAGCGUGCUAGAGAAGAGCGGGCUAAAGAGGAGCGUGCCAAGGCGGAGCGAGCUAAGGAGGAACGUGCUAGAGAAGAGCGAGCUAGAGAGGAGCGCGCUAAGGAGGAGCGCGCCAGAGAGGAACGUGCUAGGGAGGAGCGUGCUAAAGAAGAGCGGGCUAGGGAACGGGCCAAAGAAGAAGCCGAACGGGAGCGAGCAAGAGAAGAAACGAGGCGCAAAGAGGAGAUACGCCGAAAGAUGGAGGAGUUUAAGCGCAAGCGUGAUGCAGAGGCCAAAGAGAAAGAGAAGCAGCGUGAGCGCGAAGCAUUGGAGAAAGAAUUAAAGGAACGCCGUGAGCAGCUCGAAAGAGAGAUGGCCGCUGCAAGGGCAGCUGCAGAGAAAGAGACACGCGAUCGACUGGAGAAGGAAGCUGCAGAGGCCCGGGAGAGACAGGCAAAGGCCGAAGCUGAGUUGAAAGCCAAAGCCGAAAGGCUGGAAGCUGAAGCCAAAGAGAAGGCUGCCAAAGAAGCUGCUGAGAAAGAAGCCGCCGCAAAGGCCAAAGCCCAGCAAGAAGCCAUGGCUAGAUUUGCGGCGCUUAAGGAAGCAGCAAGCAAGAAAUAUGCCGAGAAGAAGGCGCAAGACGCAAAGAACGAGGCCGCCGCCAAAUCACCGCCGCCCAAGCCAGCCAGUACUGGCAAUGCGCCUCGCACGCCUUCUCCCAAGAAACCAGCACCCUCUUCAACCACCAAAACCGCCAACGACGAUGAUGCGUAUUCUUUUCGCCCCUACGACCGACCAAGACGACCAUAUGCGGCUGGCACUUCGGUAUCCUCCGAGUCUUCAUAUACACCUUCUCACUCAACUGCGCGCACAACACCUCCCCCCUCACAUCGCAGUACAUAUUCCACCAAGGAUCCAGAUAAGAUUGUGAUCCAAGGUGUCUACGCCUUCAACAAUGCCUUUAUGAAGACCCCAGUGGCGCAACUUGUCUCAGGCCAGGGUAUGAUCACAGAUGGGCUAGUGCUGCGCAUCACAACCGAAGGUCUCUUCAUCGACGAUGACCUACGCGGCAUCGGUCAGCGUGAGUGGGACGUCAAGGCGUGGACCCUCAAGCUGGCGGAGGUGUGGUGUCCACAGGUAAACGCGACUCCAUCUGGCAAAAAUGCCACCGGCAGCCCUUUCUCUUUCCGCCGAGGGAACAACGUUCCUACCAACGAAGAAUCAGAGGCCUUUCUCAGUAACUUGCUUAAAGUAUGCAAGAAUACUUGCCGUCUAGCUUCGCCCAGUGCGUACUUUGCUCGCAGCACUACUGCUAGUCAUGAUGGCGGCCCUGUUCACCCGCCCCAGGCGGGGUCUCGUGGUUUGCACGUUCUCCGCGCUAGUGUCCGUGACCAAGAAGGCAAAAAGUAUGUCUUUGUGUUGCAAGAUACUGAGGCCUGGAAGGUCGCCAUCGGUCUCCAGCGGCUCCGGGCUGGUGCUUUGGUUCGCGCGCUGGGUGUCUCUGCUCUGCCGGUCCCUGAAUGCAAAACUAUGCUCAGUGCCCUCGGUUAUGUUUGA
Molecule: messenger RNA, 2418 nt
Organism: Penicillium vulpinum
Lineage: Eukaryota; Fungi; Ascomycota; Eurotiomycetes; Eurotiales; Aspergillaceae
Exons: 1
Coding region: 1-2418 (805 amino acids)
Source: RefSeq, a predicted model, not a curated record